This is a messenger RNA of Ornithodoros turicata, 2288 nucleotides long. RefSeq lists its product as uncharacterized. Bases 27 to 1445 code for a protein of 472 amino acids. NCBI's taxonomy places the organism in Eukaryota, Metazoa, Arthropoda, Arachnida, Ixodida, Argasidae. The transcript has 7 exons. The record is from RefSeq and is a predicted model, not a curated record.
UAGCACAGCCUUCAUCAGUGCACGACAUGUUCAUCGUGGCACGCUCCAGCCUCAUGGAACUCCUAAAGGUGUGCACCAUGUGCUCAUCAUCACUCACAAACGUGCAGCUCACAACAAUGGAAACACUUGCAAGAGCCACAAUCACUUGCGAGAAUGCCCACAGGAACCAGUGGAACAGCCAGCCACUUGUUCACGAGAAACCUGUGGGCAAUAUUGCAAUGUGCUCGGCAAUCCUUUUCUCUGGUAGCAGCAUCACCAAGUCACUGCGCCUGUUCGACAUCAUGGGCCUUGCUCAGUACUUGCUCAGUAUACACCGGAGUCAGUACUUCCUCUACCAGAAGUGCUAUUUAUUUCCGGCAAUACAAGAUGUCUGGGAUAAAGAACAGGCAGCAUUGGUGGAGAAGCUGGGGGACAGGCCUCUGCACCUUGCUGGAAAUGCACGUUGUGAUUCUCCUGGGCACGCCGCACUGCACGACACAUAUACGAUAAUGGAGACCACGAUCAACAGGACUGUACAGUUCGAAGUAGUUAAGGCAACAACCGUGUCUUCCAGCUACUGCAUGGAACAGAGGGGGCUCGAGCUUUGCCUUGACUACUCGACAGCUAAAGGGUUGGUCGUCAGCACACUGGUCGCUGACAGGCACUCGCAGGUGAAAACCAUUCUGAGCGACAAGCACCCGAGUACCAGCCAUCGUUUUGAUGUGUGGCACGUUGCAAAAGGCAUCAAGAAAAAGAUCGCUGCAGCAUCACAAUCUAAGAAGCACCAAGUUCUUCGACUGUGGUGCGAAAGCAUAAUCCGCCAGCUAUAUUGGUGUGCGCGCACCAGUGACAGUGGCGAUCUUUUGCUUGCUAAGUGGACGACGAUCAUGCGGCACGUCAUCAAUAUCCACACCCACCCAACUAGCCUGCACCCUGCCUGCUUCCAUGAUGAUUUGGGCGAACGAAGAUGGCUUGAGGAAGGGACGGAGACCUACAAGAAGCUCCACGACAUUCUGUUGGCAAAGCUCCUGCCGAAAGACAUUCCCCAGCUCUCAUCAGCGCAGCAGACAUUUGCAUAUGAAACAUUCCAUGCUGUCCUGAUCCACUUUGCACCUAAAUCGUACAGCUUUUCGGAUCAAGGGAUGGUUUCAAGGACUGCUCUGGCAGCACUCCACUAUAAUGCGAAUGCAGAUCGUGUUGCCCUUCUCAGAGAUGGUGCUGUGAAGCACCGGCUGAAGCCAUCAAAGGUGCGGAAAGGGUGGAUCGCUGUUCCCGUGAAGGAGGAUGCCACAUACAGCUAUGUCAGUGACCUGAAGUCUGCUGUUUUCGACCGCAUCGCUCGCUACCCAUCCUUCAAAAAAGCAAGAGAUGCGCUGGUAGAGGUAUCACUGCCUACCAGAAGCAGCUGCUAUGGGGACAGGCCAGAGAUGAGAGCUGUGUUGGAGUCGCAGUACAGCAGGUUUUAGAGGACAAUCGUUUAGCUGUACUCAUCAACUGUUGGCACGCAGGCAUAACUGGUCAGGUAAAUCAGUGAAAUGACACAGGAGUUUCGGGCUUCAAGACUUCGCCCAAGCAUGAUCUUGAGCCAGGACGGGAAAUGUAUAAUUUUUGCUGUGUACCAAAAGCAUCGGAUGCAAUAUAUGUUCUGGAUCCGUGUGACACACUACCAGUAAUCACAAAUUAUGACCACAGGCCAGGUAUGACCAACGUCAGCAUUUGUGACCCCUGCUCAUUCAUGAUCAGUUAUCUUCAGCUCAUCUGCUUGUUUGCUGACUCAUCUUCAGUUGAACUUAUUUUCUCACUCAUUGUUACUUACUUACUCAAUUCUUGUUCAGUUCAUCAUUUGUUUACUCCCUGCUCAGCUCCACUGCUAAACUCAUUUGUAACAUUGUGUGUGUGAGCAUGCUCAUGAGUACAUUCUGCCGAGGUAUAUAGUUGACUUUGUGUGAAUAUGUGCCAGCCUCCAAGCAUUGUAUAUUUUUACAACUAACUGUGAUGGACAAGAAAUGACUGCAGCAAAGUGUGCAUAUGUGCAUAACUGUGUGUGUGUCUCUACGAGCACGUCUAUGUGUCAUGUUGUUCUUUUUGUAUCUCUGUGCCUUUCUGCCAUGAGACCGAGGGCCCUAUUCUCCUUGAAAGUAAUCUACCUGAUUACUUUCUCUGUAAGCUGCCAUAUGUUAUCAAAGAAAGAAGGUAUUGACAACAGAAUGGCGGAACACGCUCAGUUGCGACAGGUCGGAAACUGGAACCAGACAUUUUAACAGAAAUCAUGCAGAACUUUGAAAUUUGUGUUAUUUAAUCACGUCUCU